This is a messenger RNA of Lucilia sericata (common green bottle fly), 1786 nucleotides long. Its product is annotated as PDZ and LIM domain protein 7. NCBI's taxonomy places the organism in Eukaryota, Metazoa, Arthropoda, Insecta, Diptera, Calliphoridae. Gene Ontology annotation, biological process: muscle structure development; actin cytoskeleton organization. The coding region runs from base 264 to 1697 and encodes 477 amino acids. Gene Ontology annotation, cellular component: Z disc; stress fiber; adherens junction. The record is from RefSeq and is a predicted model, not a curated record. Gene Ontology annotation, molecular function: actin binding; muscle alpha-actinin binding. The transcript is spliced from 7 exons.
CAAAAUUUCGAAUAGACCACGAAGGAAUGAAAUUGUAACUUUAAAAAAUAAUCAGUCGCUAAAUUGCAGUGUAAAAUAGUAAACGUGAAAAAUUAAAAGAAAAAACUAAAAUCGAAAAUUUUUUGUGGAAAAAAAAUUUUAAAAAAUCCACCAAAAAUAAUCUCUUAAAAUUUUCAACAUAAUAUUUACUCUAGACAUUAAAGAGUUCCAAUUUUAUAUUAUAAAACAACUGAAAAUAAAAAAUUAAAUAAAAAAAGACAAAAAUGCCUGAACCAAAUUAUCUAAGUCUCUACACGUUUACACCGGAACCACCGAAAAAAUCCCCCAUCAUUAAAUUGUCAUGUGGCAUCGGUGAUACCGAUGGUUUCCCAGCAUUUGAUGUUGAUUCUGAACAAUACGCUGCUAAAGAUGACUCAAAAUGGGGUUUCCUCAUUACGGGUGGCGCUGAAUUUCACAUGCCGCUAACCGUAUUUCAGGUAACGCCAGACGGUUUAGCUGAUAAGGGUGGCAUUUGUUUGGGUGAUAUUAUAUUGGAAAUCAACGAAGAGGACGCCACACAUUUGACGCUGUCGCAAGCUCACGAAAAAAUAGAGGCCUCUGGCAAGAAAAUUCAAUUCAUGGUUAAAAGUAGCAUGGAAGACGAAGAAACCUUGGAGGGCUAUGAGCCCGGAGAAGAAAGAUCGAUUGUGCUGAGAGUGCCAAAACCACCACCACCGCCUAAAGUUUCCACAAUUGAAAAACGUCUACAAGAUUUGCAAAGAAAACUAUCGGAAAUUGCUGAAAUACCAAAAAUUCUCUCUUCCACUUUGGCUACCGUAUCGCAAACUUUCGACAAACUUACCACAACCCUACCGCCAUCAGGGUCUUUAGCACAUUGCCGCCAUCAUUUCCAAAACGGAAAUGAUUAUUGUUGCCCUCAUUUGGGGGGAAAUGAACAAAGACGCAAAUUGUCUUAUGACGAAGAUGUCUACGAUUUCGAAUUGAGUGAUGAGGCGGAUGUAGUGGAAGCAGAGAAGGAAGAUUUCGAUGCAAAAGAAGCAUAUUUGCAACUUAAACGUUUUGCGGCGGCAAGGCAAAGAAAAUCAAAGGAUGUAACACCGGAAUCAGAUUAUGCAUCGGAAAAUAAUUACCAACCAAACGAAACAGACUGCAAGGACAUUGACAAUGAUGGCGAUGAUAAUGACGUCAUCAAUAAUGAUUAUGAUGACAAUGCCAACAACACCAACGAUGAAGAUAACGAUGAUGACAAUAGCGAAAAGAGCUGUGACAUGUAUGAAGAGUUUAACUUGUCUGUACUUAAAAUACCUUUAGGUCAUGUCAACGAGGAAAGUGAUAUUGAAGAGUAUGAUGAGGACAAUGACGACGGCGAUGGCGAUGAUGAAGAGGACUUUUUAACAACUACUUUUACAUGGAAUUUACGCAACAAACCAAAACUACAAAUAAAUGACACAGAUGAAAAUAAACGAGACAACGAAAAUGAUGAUGAAAACAAUGAUAAAUUCAAUGUGUUACAACAAAAAUCCUUGAACGAAAACAAGGACAUGUUGGUGUAUGAAGAAAGACACACUAAUGCUGAAACACCAGAAAAGGAACAAAAGCUGGACAAAUUGGAACGUUCGUGGCCUUGGGCAGAUCGUGAGAAAAUCAUUUAUAAGCAAUCAACUUGCCAUUUGGUGCCACACAAACCCUUGGGUUAAUUGAACAACGCAUACAAUUGCUGGCCAAACGCAACCUUUUGGAACACAUAAAAAAACAAACCAAGAAUCCUCAAUAUUGAUAUCCAAAG